This is a messenger RNA of Penicillium paradoxum, 1491 nucleotides long. Its product is annotated as Amidohydrolase 1. The record is from RefSeq and is a predicted model, not a curated record. The coding region runs from base 1 to 1491 and encodes 496 amino acids. Gene Ontology annotation, molecular function: hydrolase activity, acting on carbon-nitrogen (but not peptide) bonds. The transcript is spliced from 2 exons. Lineage: Eukaryota; Fungi; Ascomycota; Eurotiomycetes; Eurotiales; Aspergillaceae.
AUGACAUCCAAAAUUCUUUUAAAGGGCGGUACUCUUCUAGUACAUGAUGCCGCCGAAAGGGUGAUUCCCCGCCGAGUCGAUCUUCUACUCGAUGGAAAUUCCAUUAUCAAGAUCGAGGAAGACAUCGAUAUCAACGAAGCAAGCGUUGAAGUCAUUGAUUGCAAGGGUAAACUGGUAUCACCCGGCUUCAUCAGCACCCACCAUCACCUAUGGCAAACCCAGCUAAAAGGCCAACACGGCAAUCACACUCUGUUGGAAUAUAUGCCAUCCGGCAAUUUCAUUGGCUCGCUCUAUUCCACCGAAGAUGCCUUCUGGGGAGAACUGAGUGGUGCAAUGGAAGCCAUCGAUGCUGGCACAACAUCAGUGGUCGAUCAUUCAAGCCUCAAUAUAGGCCCCGAAUACCCACCGACUUUGAUCAAUGCCUUGGUAACUUCUGGUCUACGAGCUGUGUAUUGUCAAUGUCCCCCGCGGAAGAGUCCAGAAGACGAUCCUCUGAACGUCGUGGAUGACUAUAUCCCGACAUCCUCCCUCCGCACUUGGAAAAAACUUGCAGGAAUGGCUCCGUUCGCUGACGGACGAGUUCAGCUUGGUUUUGCGGUGGAUAACCUCUACCUACUCACGAGUCAAUUACAGGAACUCUACACCGGGCUUCGAUCGAUGAACGCAAAGAUCAUCACGUCACAUGCCGCAGCAGGAAAAGCGUUUGGCGGUGCUCCGUCUGUUGUGCAACUUCUCAAUAACGCCGGUUUACUUGGUCCCGAUAUUCUCAUCUCGCAUGGCAAUUUUCCGAAGGAUGGCGAUGCCCGCCUUUUGGCCACGCACGGCGCCUCUGUGUCUUCAACGCCAAACACAGAGCUCCAAAUGGGUUGUCCGCCUGUAGCCUUGAUACCUGAAUUUCGAUCACUGGCGAGUCUAGGAGUGGACUGUCACAGCUGGGGCAGCGGCUUUAUGCCUGGACAGAUGCGUCUGUUGCUUCAGCAUGCCCGAACGGAGCAUGCGGCGAAAUUGGAGGGGAAAUGGAGUCGCCAUGUUGGACCUACCGUGGAACAGGUUUUCAAUCUGGGUACUAUUAGUGGUGCUCGGUCGAUGGGAAUGGCUGGUGAAAUCGGUCAGAUCAAAGUCGGAGCCAAAGCGGAUUUGGUCAUCUUCGACACGACGAGUCCAUCGAUGUUGGUGGCUGCGCAGGAGGACCCGGUUUCCGCUAUUGUUCUACAUUCCAGUGAGAGGGAUGUUGACACCGUCAUUGUGGAUGGCGUCGUGAGGAAGAAACGAGGGAAACUGUUGCCCGUUACCAUCUCUGACGUUCCUGCGCCUGCUCCAAGCCUCACCUUUGCUCGUCGGCAACUUGAAUGGAUUGACAUUAUGAACGCGGUACUGGACAGCCGCAAAAGGAUCAAAGAGAAAGCACGAGGAAUCGAUUUCAGAGUGGCCGAAGAAAGGCUCAUCGAUGCGUUCCACAUGGAUCGAAGCACCAUGUAUGAGACAGUCUAA